AGAGCGCUGAAACCGCGGAACCCGAGAGAAGGUGCGCUCCGCUGGGACAGAAGAGGCAUAAAGAGACGGGGAGGGAGGGAAUGAGAUUUCUUGCUACCCAAUCCCUCUUUUCCCCAGGGACAGCAAGCCUUCCCUGGUCCAUCCCUCCCUCUUGUUUGGUAAUCAUUUCAUUUUACUCCUUUUUGAAGCAGUCGCCCGUUUUAUCCCACUUUUCAUUUCACAAUCCCGUGCGCGUCUGUUCGCCUUCUUCUUCAGAGCAAGUUCGCGUUCUCCCCUCUUUCUCCCCGCGACGAAAAGGUCUGCUUGAUCCCGGCUGAUCGUUUCCUUUGAGAUGCUCCACAGCUCUUGCCUUCUCUCCACCCUCUUUUAACUAGAGACCUGUUAAUCUUGAGUGAACUGAACUUGGGUUUGGAAUCUAAAAGAAAGAGGAACACCCAAAGGGAUACGGCAGCGCGUCUUUGGAUAAGGACCUCUUUCCCCUUGUUGCACUUUGGGGAAGAUUUUUUCCCUUUCAGCUGGUUUUUGUUAAUCCAGGUGGUGCAGGAGGAUUAUUCCACUCGAGCUGGUGUAGAGAGACAUCCCCCAGAAGGCUAUUUUCAUGUUCUCCAUCCAGGACGGUCUCCCACGGGGAGCCUUGACCAUGAAAGAAGAGCCCCUUACGAGUGGCAUGACGCCGGUGCGCUCUUGGAUGCAGAGCGCGGGGAUACUGGAUGCCAACACAGCCGCGCAAAGUGGUGUGGGUUUGGCAAGAGCCCAUUAUGAGAAACAGCCUCCCUCGAACCUGCGCAAGUCAAACUUCUUUCACUUCGUUCUGGCCCUGUAUGACCGGCAGGGACAGCCCGUCGAGAUCGAGAGAACCUCCUACGUGGACUUUGUGGAAAAAGACAAAGAAUACAAUGGCGAGAAGACCAACAAUGGCAUCCACUACAGGUUACAGCUUCUCUACAGCAACGGUAUCAGGACAGAACAGGAUCUGUUUGUUCGAUUAAUAGACUCCAUGACUAAACAGCCAAUCCUUUAUGAAGGCCAAGACAAAAACCCAGAGAUGUGUCGUGUUCUCCUCACCCAUGAGAUCAUGUGCAGCCGGUGUUGUGACAAGAAGAGCUGCGGAAACCGAAACGAGACGCCAUCUGAUCCUGUCAUCAUCGACAGCCGGUGUUGUGACAAGAAGAGCUGCGGAAACCGAAACGAGACGCCAUCUGAUCCUGUCAUCAUCGACAGAUUUUUCCUGAAAUUCUUUCUCAAGUGUAAUCAGAACUGUUUGAAAAAUGCAGGGAAUCCCAGAGACAUGAGGCGAUUUCAGGUGGUGGUGUCCACCACAGUGAAUGUGGACGGCCAUGUCCUGGCCGUGUCCGAUAACAUGUUCGUCCACAACAACUCCAAACAUGGGCGGAGGGCACGACGCCUGGACCCUUCUGAAGCAGCCACUCCAUGCAUUAAGGCCAUCAGUCCCAGUGAAGGAUGGACGACUGGGGGGGCCACCGUCAUCAUCAUUGGGGACAACUUCUUUGACGGUUUACAAGUGGUCUUCGGCACAAUGCUAGUUUGGAGUGAACUCAUCACACCUCACGCUAUCCGGGUGCAGACGCCCCCUAGACACAUCCCUGGGGUCGUGGAGGUCACACUCUCCUACAAGUCCAAGCAGUUCUGCAAAGGAGCUCCGGGACGUUUCGUCUACACAGCUCUGAAUGAACCCACCAUAGACUACGGCUUCCAGAGGCUACAAAAGGUCAUCCCUCGUCACCCUGGAGACCCGGAGAGGUUACCUAAGGAGGUUCUUCUGAAAAGAGCUGCAGACCUGGUGGAGGCACUGUAUGGGAUGCCUCAUAACAAUCAGGAGAUCAUUUUAAAGCGUGCUGCAGACCUGACGGAGGCACUGUACAGUGUGCCGCGGAGCCAUAACCAGUUGCCCUCGCUGACAGGCUCCGGCGCUCACUCGGGCAUGAUGGGAGUUAACUCUUUCAGCAGCCAGCUCGCCGUCAACAUCUCUGAGGCCUCACAGGGAGACCAAGGUUACUCUCGUAACUCGAACAGCGUGUCUCCACGCGGGUACGUGCCGAGCUCCACACCCCAGCAGUCCAACUACAACACCAUCACCUCCAGCAUGAAUGGAUACGGAGCCGCAGGGAUGACCAACCUGGGUGUCCCUGGAUCCCCGAGUUUCCUCAAUGGAUCCGCCGCCAACUCUCCUUAUGCAAUCAAACAGAAGAGCGCCUUCGCGCCUGUCGUCCGGCCACAGACCUCCCCGCCCCCCACCUGCACCAGCACCAAUGGGAGCAGUCUACAGGCUAUGGCCGGUCUGAUCGUCCCUCCCAUGUGAAGAGGAACCUGAUCUUCCUCUAAGGCUUCAUUGAGCCCUCAACAAACUCACUGGCUCACCAAAUCUGUCUGACACUCUCUUAUCGAACAUCACCAGUCCUACGAGGAGCUGCGCGAAAAGAACAUCUACACCUGGAUCGCUAAAAGAAAAAAAAAAGAAAAGUGUACCUGGUUUGAAAAUGUCCCAUGUCCUGAAAUGUCAAUAGAUGUGUUUGUUUUGCCCUCUAUGACUUCAUCCUUGGAGACUCGCCAUACCGGGUGGCAUUUCGAAUAGGAAGCAUAAAAGCUGGAUAUUAUCGCAAUGUGAACGAGAAGCCGAGGUUUUGAUACAUCCACGGCCUUAGGGGCUUCUUUGCAUGGCUGAUGUUGUCUGUAGACUGUCCAUUUCAUACUGUUUGUCUGUCCAGUUUCCACUGUGAGAAGAGAGAUGCCACUCAUCCAGAUGGGACUGCGACGGCUCAAAACGCCAUUCGGAAACCAUUCAUUCCUAAUUAUGAAAUGCAGUGUCUUUGGUUUUCAACAUCAAGCUGAUUUAAUUUUCUUUCGCUUUUGUUUUAAACCAUCAAAUGAGAACACAAACAAACACGAAAUGAUCCCAGACUGAAGAGCGUGAUAUUUAGCAAUCAUCAGGAUGAUGAUGGAUGUCAGUCAAUUUUACUCAUACUGUUUCUGUAGUUCCAGUAUAGUUCCAGGUGUGUGGAUAGGUAGAUUUAAGCCAGGAAUGCUUUCUGCAGUUUUAAUCACAUUUAGGUACCAGACUUAUUGUUGAACUUCUUAUUGUGCUUUUUUGUAUGUAUUUAUAAAGUUUGUUUCGGGAUUUCUUUGGUGAGUUAGGCCUGAAUAAUAGUAUAAAAUAUCUAUGUCAACACAUUUGAUGUCUUAAUACCUUUUAGAUAUUGUAAAAAGAGUGAAAAAUAAAGGGGAUUACACUUUUUUUGUAAAAACAAAAAUGGCAAUGACAAAAAAAAAGGUCUGGAUAUGACCAGGACACCUGUUUUUUGAAAGCAGGGUGCAAAGCUCCACCACUUUUGUAAAAAAACAAAAAAACAAAAAAACUUUUUUUCAAUCGUAUAUUUAAUGUUUUCUUUUUGCAAAAAAGCAUUUGUGUUCUUGUUCCCUCCUCUUGUCUCGUGUGUUCUCGUGAAACGUGUAUGAUCAUAGUUAUUUCCUAAUGCACUUUUUUUGUUGGGGCACUUACAAAAGCUAUGUAUGUUAGCAAGCAGAUGAAAAUAAUAAUAAUAA
Molecule: messenger RNA, 3561 nt
Organism: Sinocyclocheilus grahami
Lineage: Eukaryota; Metazoa; Chordata; Actinopteri; Cypriniformes; Cyprinidae
Product: transcription factor COE3-like
Exons: 17
Coding region: 599-2320 (573 amino acids)
Biological process (GO): regulation of DNA-templated transcription
Molecular function (GO): DNA-binding transcription factor activity; DNA binding
Source: RefSeq, a predicted model, not a curated record